ACAUCAAUUUCACAUGUGUUUCUCCAGAGAAAUACUGAAGAAAGAAACUUCUUUCCUAAGAACUUUAUAUGCUCUUUUUUGUAGUCAUGCACCUUUUAAAGGUUCUCUAUAGAGGUCCUGCAGAAUGUUAGAUGUUGGCUCUUAUUCAGCCUUUUUUCUUUUGCUCAAUAAAUGAUGAUAAGAUAUCCAGUGAUGCUCAGUGUUCUAACAUAGUUAAAACUCAGUUCUAUGAAAGCCUUGUCAUGGUCCCCCAUCCCUUCCUUCCAUUAUUUAGUUAAUAUCUUCCUUGUAGGCCAGGUUUGGAGAUUUUGUUAAUCACGCAACCACUACAAAAUUUGUUUCCCGUUUCACUUUUCUCCUUGAAAUUUGAAAUUAAGAAAAAAUACAGAGCUACAUCAAGCCUUUGGCAUAGUGGUGUUCCCCAGAUGGCAAAGUUCUGUUCCACUUGAAGAAUCACUGCCCUUUGCUACAUAAAGAAAGAGGAAUUGAGGUGGUCCUCAAUUCCUUGCAAAGGGAGGAUGCAUUUCAUUUUCUACUCUAGCCAUAGCAUUCUUCUUAGCUGCUUUGCUAGAUGAUUGCGAUAUUUUUUAUUGAAUCAGUUUCUUAGGUUAACUACACAACAUUAGAAAAAUUGUGAACUGAUGCAAUUAGAUUAGAUAUUAAAAAUUGGCCAGCUGGCUUGAUUAAUGUACUCGUGAUAUGGAAUCCUUCAAUUCAUUAGUCCUGAUUUCAUAUCAGUGGUCUGCCAUCUGCUUGAGUUGAAUUUGUGUUAACUUUUUAAGGUUUAGCUUUGUGUCUGGUGUUUUCUAAUUAUAGAAUGAUUUAUGAUAAAAAUGGUGGAACUUCUGGUAAAGAUUGAGUAGAAAUUAUAAAAAUGGUGCUUAACUUUGGUAGUAAAUUAAAAAACCUCCAAACUGUGGUAUAAUUUUUUGAAUGAUAAGGAUCUUUCAAAAUUCUUCUGUUUUUCUACUUGAUUGGAUUCUGCAAUAGAUGUUCCAAGUCCUUAACCACUAAACAUUAGAAGCACCUGGUAGCUGGACCUGGUAGCCCACCUGGUAGCUGGACCUGUCGUGAUGUCCAUUCGGUUAAACCAUUAAACAUUAGAAGCACGCUUUUAUUUUUUGCUCGUGAACAUAUGCUAUAUUAAUAAAUAAAAUUUUCCAGCUUGGCAGAGAUUCAAUCUGCUCGAGGACUCGCUGAUGUUUUGAUGGAAAUGCUUAGUGCAUUGGAUCCUAAGAAUCCUGAGGGAGUGAAGCAAGAAGUGAUUGUUGACCUUGUUGACCAAUGCCAAUCUUAUCAGAAGCGUGUCAUGCUUCUUGUGAAUAAUACUGUGGACGAGGAACUUCUGUGUCAGGGAUUGGCACUGAACGAUAACCUACAGCGUGUUCUUCGUCGGCAUGAUGAUAUUGUGAAAGGUACCCCCACUGCAGCAGCAGUUACAACGGAAACUCCUGCUGUGCCACUUGUUAAUGUUAAUCAAGAGGAGGAUGAGUCAGAAGAUGAUUUUGCCCAGCUGGCUCACAGGUCCUCAAGAGAUAAUUCACAGGGACUAGGCAGGAAGCCAGCCAGCACCAAUGCUGAAUCUGUUCGUGUUAGCCCCCUUCUUCCACCCCCACCCUCGUCGAAGAGACCGGUAAGUAGUGAUGCUGGUGUAAUUGACUAUCUCAGUGGAGAAGCUUACAAGUGUGAAGGGUCACCUGAACCAGAGCAUUCUUCUUUUGCAAUUCCAACUCACUCUUUUUCCAACUCUCCAUCGAGACUGCCUUCGCAUGCCACCAACUCUUCUUCACCGCCAAUGUUUAGUGGACAGCCUGUAUAUGAUGAACCAUCUCCCUUGAAUAAAUCUGCUGAGCCCCUGCCUCCAGCUCCUUGGGAUACCCAGCCAAGUGGGAAUCUUCCGCCCCCACCUUCCAGGUAUAACCAACGGCAACAAUUCUUCGAACAACAGCAUGCCUUUCCUGGCAGUGCCACACAGUCAAGCAGCGGCUCUGGUUCGUCUUAUGAUAGUCUGGUUGGGCAAACACAGAAUCUCUCUAUAAAUUCAUCUAAACCAACAAAAGAAGUUAAACCAGAAGAUGCCCUUUUCAAAGACCUGGUUGAUUUUGCCAAAGCCAAAUCUUCACCAUCAUCAUCGUCUAAAUCAAAUAGGUCAUUUUGAGAACAUGUAGUUGUCACUGUGAACUAUUUGAGUGGUACAGUAUGCAAAUAUUCUUGGUUCAUCAGGCUUUGCGUCAGAUUGUUAUAUCCUCUUCCUGUUGUUAAAUAAAGUGGCCUUGGACUUCGUGUUGUGGUUUGUCCAUGCUGUAUUUUAGCUAGUUAUUUGAGGCAUAUUGCUUUGUUCAUCUUCUUGAGUGAACGAUAAAUUGUUUCUUUCAUAAAAGGUGUUAGGAUCUUGCUCCA
Carica papaya (papaya) is the source of this 2400-nucleotide messenger RNA. The record is from RefSeq and is a predicted model, not a curated record. Lineage: Eukaryota; Viridiplantae; Streptophyta; Magnoliopsida; Brassicales; Caricaceae.